Molecule: messenger RNA, 2281 nt
Organism: Prorocentrum cordatum
Lineage: Eukaryota; Dinophyceae; Prorocentrales; Prorocentraceae
Source: the annotation of a GenBank genome assembly
GAGACACCGAGGCGCUCCAAGACGGCCCAGAUGGCCCCAACGUGGCCCAAGAUGGGCCCAACACGGCCCGUAGCCAUUUUGGCUCAAGAGGAGUGGUUGGCUCAAGCGAGCACGUCAUGGCAUUUUUGGAUUGUGUUCGUGGCUCGGAUGUUUGCACAUACCGUACUACCAAGGCCGUUGUCUUCCGUGAUGUACGGCUUUGUUUGUUAAGUAUUGUGAUGCAAAUAGGUUUUGCGAUCUACAUUGCGAUGGAGUUGCUUUUGGGCACAGCUCCACGAAGGCAUGUUAAUAGUGCUGAUUUCGUCCAACCGCACUUGGCAUUGCCAGUAUUCAAGACGCAAUCGCACUCGGGAAAAGCGAAAGCGAAUGACUUGCGUUGCACGCCUAAACUGACUCGCAUUGUUAACAUAACAGUUGAGGAGUUUACCUCUUGUGUAGACUGGUUUUCAACCGUGGGCGAGUAGUGGAACAUCGCCCUUUUGUCGAAGGCCAGUUGCAGGGGCGGUGCAUAUGGCUCCAUGUUCACGAUCGAUUGAAUGGUUUUCGAUUGAGAGAUGAUGUUUUGUAUUCGAACCGUGUAAUGUGUUCGCAGUCCAAUGACACGCUGAUUUGGCUGGAAGGGGAACAAUCUCGUGAGCCCCAUCUCGUUGGCGAUUAUUAUGGUGACGAUGCUUGGGAAGAGUGGGGCUUCCGUCUCCAAGAAACACGCACGGGUGGUGGGCUAGAGAUGGUAUCGUCUAAUCGAGGCUGGCCUUAUCGAACGCGUCAGCUGAGCAACGCCACGCUCGAAGUUGAGUGGUGGGCUGGCGGGGACGCCCAGUGGAAUAUUACUGGCACGUUGCAGGGAUCAGUGCUGCACUGGAGUAGGAAUUUGGAGUAUAACAGCGGGGACAAGUACACGCGCCUGCCGAAUUACACGUCUCAGCCAUUACAUCUGACAGCGCUGGAUGAGAAUCCGAACAUCACAAUCGUGGCCGUUCAGUGCUCCGAACUCGGAAGGGACCAACUUCAAGAUCUGAUACAGCACAUGGUCCAAUAUGAAAUAAAGCAUGUACAGCUUCUGAUGCAAUCGAUUGGAGGCACAGCUUGCUUCGAUGCCCCCUCCAUGUCCACUGUAGUGCAGUUGAACACCGACAAGGUUCUUUUCAAAACUUCGUCAAUCAGCGUGGUUCGAGAUCCCAGCAACGACCCAUCAGAAGCCGUCUCGGGCAGCGACAGUCUGCAGUUCAGCAGCAGUGGCCGGGGCAGGCUCGACAUCGAAGAAGGGUGGAAGAACUGGUGCUGGAGGUCGCCGUGCGAUGAGGAUUGGAUGGCACCUGCUCCUUGGCAUCUGAUUGGUAGGACAGUAUACGUAAGGCCAGAUCGCGCCAUUCUCAAGGCUACGUUUCGCAUGAGUGGCGCUACUGCGCGCGGGUUUGACGCGCAGCUCGUAACUUACGACCUUGGGACAAAUACAGAAAGCGAUUUCGCAUCUGUUGCCGUACACAAUUUCACCCAGUUGACAGGGGAUAUGAAUUAUCAUAUUGAUUUGAAUGUCUCUGAUCUUUUGGAUCGGACCCUCCUGCCUCCCAAUCAACUGCUGAAUUUGCAGAGCCAUGGAAUCCGCAUCGACUUUCACAUCACAAAUCCAGGGUCCACCCUCGCGACGUGGUUGCGGGAUUUAGCAUUUGGCAAGCCGGUAUCUCAAAUUCGUCGUGAUCCAGGCCGCGUUCGUUUAUCCGUACGCGUGUUUCCCGAGUACACGGAUAAGUGUGUAUUUUUCAGUGAUUUGUCUCUUCCAUGGGAAUCAACAAAGCAACACCGAAUUAUUGACAUGGGUAUCUCGGUGAGGAUUACAGUGACCGGAGAACUUGGAUACCCCAGUUUGCAGAAACUCUUGCAGUACAUAGAAGCUGCUGUCGGGAUCUUCGCUUUAGGCGAUCUCGUCGUAAACCAGAUUGCAAAAUCUGGCAUGUUUUUUCCGAAGCAGUAAGCUCUACAAGGCAUAUUUAGAGGAACAGUCCGUAAACGUCCCAGAGGUGGAGGCAGGUACUUAUGACGUCUCGUCCGACGAGCUGGCAGGGCUGCGACGCCGACAGGCCUUGCGGAACCUGAAGCCGAACGGAGAGGAAAUUAUUUGUCGCGGCGAUGGUUCCAGCGACGGGUCAUCGCAUUCAGAUGAGUUUUGAAUUCGGGGAAUUCCGCUUCUAGGAAUUGCGCUUGCACUGUUCCAGUCUGCUCUGUGUUUGCGGAAUCCUGGAUUGAUCACGCUUCAGCACCGAGACGGUUCGUGCUGUGAAAA